This is a messenger RNA of Symbiodinium sp. CCMP2592, 3846 nucleotides long. NCBI's taxonomy places the organism in Eukaryota, Dinophyceae, Suessiales, Symbiodiniaceae. The record is from the annotation of a GenBank genome assembly.
AUGACUCCAUGCAUUGCAGCCAUCUAUCGCCAUUGCAGGGCCCUUGGCUCGCAGGCAGAUUUUCAGCUCCGUCCUCCAUCUCGCUUGCCCAUCAUGCCUUUGCAGUCGGAUGUGCGAGAGCGGCUGCAGGCUUUCCUUCGAGAAGCCUCGGAUGGCGACGGCCUUGUCCGAAUCGUGGAGAACUGCUUGAACUACUUGAAGUCCAAGCAUCUCUUGACCUCCAUGAAGUUGGAGGCGAGCCUUGUGGGGAUCCAUCCCUGCAACCGGGAUGGGUACGGAGUGAAUCCACAAGACGUUCGUGAUCUUGUGGACUCGAUUGUCGAUGUGGGCUAUGUCCCCACACGUGUGCAUGCGGUCGGUGUCGAAGUCGAAGGAGACUGGGUCCGGCAGUGGAACAAGAAGCUGUUCGAGUCAGCCCACGGUCUUCUCGGAAGCCUUGAGCCGGAAGCGAUCAAGAUCACUUCGAUCUGCGGAUCACAUACCAAUUGCGCUUUGCGACUUUUUCAACAAGGUGCAAGCCACGGCAACGAGGUCGUGAGUGUGGGUGGAAAGCUCAGCAUGGAGCUUCUUCGUGCUCGGGAUGCUUCGUUCCACGAAGCAGCUGAUCAAGGCCUGACGUGGGACGUGAUCUCCUCCUCCGUGGCGGAAGAGUUCCCAGAGCUGAUCAGCUUGAUAUCCCGGUCAGGCAACACAUCGCUUCAACGAGGAGAACAUGAGCUACAAGUACUCCGUCGCAUCCAUUCCACGUACUACCGCUUGCAGACUCAGACUGGCCAAGCACCGGCUUUUGCAUCUCUGAAGAAGUUGAUAUUGGCCAGCAAACCAAGCUGCCAUGCCUCCGUACCCCACAUGUUUACGUUUUGUCUGAAGGCUUCCGGGGGUGCCGAUGCGAGCUUCCUUCAGGAGACGGAGUCCUUUGUGCGGGCUUACUGCCCUUCUUCUCGGCAAUUGGGGCCUGUCCUGUGGGCAUACUUGAGGCAGAAUGUGACCAUUGCUGAUGUGAAGAAGAUGACUUCUAAAGAACUCUUCCCCAAGGUCAAGGAAGCUGACAACAUGAUCCUCACGGUCAGGGGCAUCUUAAGGGAUGGAGCUCGCGAUUUCAUGACGGAUUCGCGGGUCGUGCAAGCUCUGGCCACUAUGGAUAUGACGAUAGCAUCGCACGUCCUCGGCAUCAAGGUGCCGGACGAGAAAAAGUACAAAACAGUCCAAGCGAUUGUCACGAUUUUUUGCUCGUGGCAAGAAACCUGUGUGAUGCUUGAGCUUGCUGAAGACGGCAGUAUCAAGGAACCUGAGAAGAUAUUGGCCUCCAAGGGUUUCGCUAUGGGUGCACACAUCCGUCGCAAGGUUGACAAAAUCGAGGGAGUUCUUUCAGAAGUGAAAGGUCAGAUGGUCUUUGUGAAGAUGGCUUCGGGAAAGACGGCCAAGGUGGAUCUCAAUGUUAUCCUGGCUGGAGAUUGGGUCGUGUUUGUUCCUCGUGUGCAGCCCACAAUGCUAGACAGCUUGGACCAGUACCAGCACCAUGUGGAUUUUGAUGCCAGCAUUCUUGCAUCGAAGAUUCAGCUUGAGCUCUACAAGCUUCACCAGUCCAUGGAGUGUGGAUCGGAGCACCUGAAAUUGCAGCUGAAGCCUUCGAGGGUGUUGCUUGCCAACUCGGACAUCAAGAAACUCUGCAUGGUGCCCAUGACCAACAAGGUCGUGCAGAAAUCCCAGGGCCAAGGCAACACCAUGUUUGAGGUGCAGACGGACUGGCAAGGAGACGACCGCAAGUUUUGGCUUUCCGGAGCCAACAUUCUACCCAAAGAUAACGACGACGACACUUGCAAACAUGUGGUAGUUCCCUUUUGGUUGGUGCAGCACAGCCAUCAGGAAGAGGAUUGCAAUGUGAAGCUUGUUUGGAUUGCGGGAACAGAGAAGAGCAUCAAGAUUCCGUUUUUAAAGAACACCAAGAAGAUCCCGGAAGGCAGCCCCAUUGUGGCUUUCAGAUCUAAAACGGUGCAGGUGGCUCCCUUGGAGGAAGUGGAGGACGACCACAAGACUUCGGCGCAGAAAAGAGCAUCGGCGAGCUCAGGUGGCUCCAGCAAGAAGGAUGCAUCGCCCGUGAUGAAGUGCAGGUGCAUUGUUGAAGUUGCUGCUUGCAUGGAUGUGUCGUUUUCGCCUAGGCAGGGCAUGUGUGCUCGCCGGCAGAAAACAGCUCCAGCCUCGCAUCAAACCAUUUCCCCCGUGCAUCGCAUCAUCAUGGCUUGCUUCGAGAUUGUGACGAAACAGGUUGUCGUGCUGGGUGACCGAAGCUGGAUGCCAACCCAAAAGAGUGUCGACGACCGGGGCUUCUGUGCUGUCUCGAAAUGGUCCCCGCAGCUUGUGAAAAUGAUCACAGGCAAACGACUGGACUUGCGGUCCGGCCAAGGGGAAUCAUCGGGGUCGCUGAACAUAAAGCUCUUUGACGAUUUGAUCGAGAAGAGGCAGGCUGCUUGCGACAAGCUGCUGGAAGAGGCCCUGAGGGACGAUGAAGCCGACGACGAGCCCAAGAAGAAGAAAAGCAAGAAGGAUAAGGUGAAGGCUUUGGCCAAGCAUUUGCACCUGUUGCCGGCGAUCGUCGACAUUACGAUCGAUGGCUUUCAGCUGUCGAUCCUCAGCGAGGGCCUGUCUACCGGGAGCAUCUUCGUGGAGAUGCUCUCCGAAAAUUUCAAUUGGCUCAUGGAGCAGGAGAAUCGACAAAUGCCUGUCGAUCGGAAGAAAAGAAGGCACAGCUCCCGGGACAAGACCGAUGCCAGCGAGGAUUCCGACAAGGAGGCCAAGAAGGUUCCAGCGGCGAAAGCCAAGGGCAAGGCCAAGGCCAAAGCCAAGAGCCCGGCCCUGAAGAGCAUCCUGAAUGGCUCCCCGGCCAAGAACCCGGCCCCGAAGGGCAUCGUUGGCUCCCCGGCGAAGGCCAAGAAGUUGGGUGCCACGUCUGUGCCAUGCUUGCUUUUUCAGCUCUUUUGGCUUGUGAAGCUGCCGUGGUUUUUGGGAGUGAUGAUGUCCUUUAGCUUCUUGUCGCGAAGCCUUCCCUCCGCUGUGGAGGCCGAUGUGGUGGAGCGGCUGCAGCUCCACACGGACUUCUCGAAGUCCGGGAGGGGGAAAUACAAGAAUGAUGAAGGCACCACGAUUUCCUGGUCGGCCAAGAUGGGGUGGAAGAUCCUGUCUGUUGGUGACAUGUACUUCAAGCACCCAGACGUGCAGGCCAUGAACGUGCCUGCCAGCCCUGGCGGGUGGCUCUACUGGAACGACGAUGUGGGAGAUUUUAAAGCUUCUGUGAUAUGCCUGGAAGGCCACGAGGAGUCGGACACCGUGGAGGUGGACGUCGAGGAUCCAGCGGCCGAGCCCAGCAUGCCCGACAUGUCAUUGCAACUGCUUUUGCAUGACCCGCCUCCGAAGAGGUACAUGGACCCCGUGCCAAAGACCAAGGCUUUGCCCUCGAACUGGGACGAAGGAGAUCUGAUGCCGGACACGAAGGGCAAAGGGCACUACGUGUCGCUUUCAUCGACGAGCACGGGCAGGCUUGCCUUGGUCUUUGUGAUGGUGCUUCAGGUUUGCCUCUGCUUGCUGCUGGCCCCGUUGCAGGAGUGGGCGGCGGGCAUGGGGAGAAAGAGGGCCCGGACACGUGGUGGCCAAGGUGUCCGGGCACUCCAGGCCCAAGGGGCCUUGGAGGAGUCCCGAAGCCACAUGGAGGACCCUUGCUGCUUGCCAAUCCACGAGAACAGCAAAGCUGAAGACACCGCGAGCCCCGACAUGCAGGACUUGCGGGCCUCCCUCCACACCAUGGGGGUCAUGGCCGAGACGAUGAACCUGCAAGAAAAGCGAGUCCGUUGA